Pseudonaja textilis is the source of this 2563-nucleotide messenger RNA. RefSeq names its product FKBP prolyl isomerase 5 (gene FKBP5). Gene Ontology annotation, molecular function: protein binding; peptidyl-prolyl cis-trans isomerase activity. The record is from RefSeq and is a predicted model, not a curated record. Lineage: Eukaryota; Metazoa; Chordata; Lepidosauria; Squamata; Elapidae.
GCCGGUAGCUCGUGUCAUUCCCGGUUGGGUAACGCGGCAGCGGCGGUGGAGUCGGAGCGGACGGCGGCGAGGGCAGGCUCUGCCUAUGAAAUGAGACCAUGACAACUGAUGAGGCUACAAAGAAGGAAGGCGAGGUCCAAGCAGCAACUCUUGUUGAACAAGGUGAAGAUAUAACACCAAAUAAAGAUCGAGGAGUUCUGAAGAUUGUGAAGAGACCAGGAAAUAAGGAUGAAUCUCCUAUGAUUGGAGACAAAGUUUAUGUCCAUUACAAAGGAAAGCUGGCCAAUGGAAAAAAGUUUGAUUCCAGCCGUGACAGGAAUGAGCCAUUUAUCUUCAGCCUGGGCAAAGGUCAGGUUAUCAAAGCAUGGGAUAUUGGGGUUGCCACUAUGAAAAGAGGAGAGAUCUGCCACUUGCUAUGUAGGCCAGAAUAUGCAUAUGGCUCUGCUGGUAGUGUCCCAAAGAUCCCCUCAAACGCAACCCUCUUUUUUGAGAUUGAACUGCUUGAUUUCAAAGGAGAGGAUUUAUUUGAUAAUGGAGGCAUCAUUCGUAGGAUCAAACAAAAAGGUGAAGGAUAUUCUAACCCCAAUGAAGGAGCAGCUGUUCAGAUUCAUUUGAAAGGUUUCUGUGAUGGCAGAAUGUUUGAUUGUAGAGAUGUAGCAUUCACUGUAGGAGAAGGGGAAGACCAUGACAUUCCCAUUGGAAUUGACAAAGCUCUGGAGAAGAUGCAAAGAGGAGAACACUGUAUCUUGCAUAUAGGAACACAAUAUGGGUUCGGUGAAGCUGGAAAGCCUGUAUUUGGCAUAGAACCAAAUGCUGAACUUGUGUAUGAAGUUACAUUGAAAAGCUUUGAAAAGGCCAAAGAAUCCUGGGAGAUGGACACCAAAGAGAAACUAGAACAGGCUGCCAUUGUUAAAGAAAAAGGAACUGUGUAUUUUAAGGAAGGCAAGUACUUGCAAGCAGUGAUUCAGUAUGGAAAGAUCGUAUCCUGGUUAGAAAUGGAAUAUGGCUUAUCAGAAAGGGAAUCUAAAGCUUCAGAAUCUUUAUUGUUGGCAGCCUUCCUCAACCUUGCUAUGUGCUACUUAAAGCUACGGGAAUACACUAAAGCAAUUGAGUACUGCAAUAAGGCAUUAGCAUUGGACCAAGCCAAUGAAAAGGGCUUGUACCGAAGAGGAGAGGCAAGGCUGCUCAUGAAUGAAUUUGAGUUGGCAAAAUGUGACUUUCAGAGAGUGCUAGAAGUGAAUCCACAGAAUAAGGCAGCCAAGUCACAAAUUACCAUGUGUCAGAAGAAAACAAAGGAGCACAAUGAACGGGACCGAAAGAUAUAUGCCAACAUGUUCAAGAAAUUUGCAGAGAGAGAUGCAAAGGAGGAGGCCAGUAAAACUACGGAAGAGAAGGAGGAAAAGCCAUCUUCAGAAAUUGAGCUUAAGAAGACAGUGACUGAAGGCAGUGAAUCAGAGGGCCAUGUAUGACUGUGCAGCAGAAGGACAGUCCUGAAUUUAGCCUGCACCCAGACAGGUUUCUGAAGAACUCAGAAAUUCUACAGUGUUUAAUGUAAAGUUUGUUUCAAUAGGCAUUAUUGUGGAAGCAAAAGCCUAUCCAGAAGUUUCACAAGAAAUGAUAAAAUUACUGCCACUGCUGUGACCAUGCUCAGCAGUGCACCAUAAACCAAGGACAGAAUGGGACCACUUCAAGUGGAACAAAUGGUUCAGUAACAAAUACCCACAAUGGUUCUUGAUUAUAGAUGGCUCAGAGCUCAUUUCACUUUGCAUCAGGCAGUGACCAGGAUAGGGCCCCACGGUGAUAAGAGAACAGGAGCUGUCGGUUAUAUAGAUUUCGCAUUGCAUUUGGUUGUGUUUGUGGUAGCACCACAUGUGUAUAUUCUGCAUGUCAGAAAGAAAGGCCCAAGUGCUACCUAUUCAAGGUACCACUCCCAUGUUAUUAGAGUCAAAUGGAAAACAGUUUUAAAAAUCAGGCUCCUGGGAUUUUAUUCUCUCUGUCUUGUAGUUCCAAUGGGUUUCUGUAGCACAAUAGUUUCUCAGGGAACUGAGUAGUCCAAAUCGUGCUAUUAUUGUUGUUCUUGUUAUUAAAUGAUUGCUUGCCGGCAAGGUCCCCAAUCUAUUGAUGACCAAGUACAGCAGAAAUGCCAGCUUCUGGGCGUGAGCAUUUCCCACCUCUCAUUCCCCACUUUCCUAUAAAUAUGAUCAGCACCAAACAGCGCUGAUUAGCUGCUGCAGAAGGAGGGAAAGGAAUCUGGACUGAACUAGGCCAUCCCCCCCCCCCCCCCCCGCUUCCAGGAUCAGUUAGAUGUGGACAUAGGGAUUCUUGAGGACAGUAGCCUUUUUCCUUUUUAAUGCAUUUUUUCUUGCUGUGUGGGGCAAAUGUAUGCAGUAAUCAACUUGAAUUAUGUGUUGAGACCCGUUGAAUGCAUUGCUCAAAUUUAUAACAUGAUAGCAAUCAGGAUAUUUUUUAAAAAAGAAAAAGAUUUUCUUUCAAAAAAUCAUUAUGAUUAGUUUUAUCAGUAAUACGGUGACAUAUUUUGCAACAUUAAAAAUACUUUUAGAAA